UCCCAUAACACCGGGAUCACGCCCUGAGCCGAAGGCAGACGCUCAACGGCUGUGCCACCCAGGCGCCCCGGAGAGAAUUUCUUGUAUCCUCCUUGCCAUCAUCAUUAUCAUCAUCAUUGGAGAACUUGAACUUGGUCUUCAAAUCCUACCUCAUCCUCCAUUCACCUUCUCUUGGAACUGCCCAGCCUUCAGAGCCUCCCUGGUGAAUUUGUUCAGUCAUGGUCCCUGUUGGGGUUCCAGGUGGUGGGUGGCAGUGUGAUCAGAGUGCCUUAACUCAGCCUCUUUGAAUCUGUGGAUUCCAUCUGGAAAAAAGCUAGAGAGGCAAGCCCCAUCCCUCCGAGGGCUUCGUCACCUGCUUCCCGCUCUCUUAGAGAGAAGGAACAGCCAGCCCUCUCAACAGUGGCUCCGAAAAGAGAAAAGGAGCAGAGAAAGAGAAGGGGAGAUGAGGGUGGGAGGUGGGCAGGGGUACAUAUGCGGGUGGGAGUGGAAGGGGUGGAAGGAGAGAGAAUUCCCUCUCACCAAACAAAAGACUGGGAUGGGGGACCUGCUGAGCAGAGAGGAGGAGAAACAGCUGGACACCAGGAAGAAGAGAAGUCUGAUUGGCCACAUGCCCUUGGCCAGCUCCCCGCCUUUUUACCCUGGCCCACUGCAGAACACCUUUCCACCAGAGUCCCCACUUCUCUGGAAGCUGUGAGGCUCCGUUCUGAAACAAGAGACUGGACGCUGAGCCGAUUCAGCCCCCUCCUCAUUUCUGCGGCCGCCUCCUCCCAGGGCCCCCAUGAAGCUCCUGGCUUUCCUGAGCCUUCUGCCCCUGGUGCUGCUGGAGGCAGGGACAGCUUCUCUCCCCAAGGAGAGGAAGAGGAGAGAUCAGACGCUCGGGGAAGACGAUUCUUAUGCAGUCCUGGGUGACUAUGUCCUGGGCCUGGACAACUAUGAUGAGGUCAUUGACUUGAGCGACUAUGAGGGGCUCAUGGACUAUGGGGACCAGCUCCCCAAGGUUAAAGUGGCCACCCUAGCUGCUCCAACCGAGAUCACUUCCCCUCAGAGCACAGGGACUCCAAGGACACUCUCUUCAAAGCCCACGAUGACCCGGCCUACGACCCUGGGCCUCCUGGACUCCCCAAGCAGCCACGGCCUGCCCACCUGUCUGGUCUGCGUGUGCCUUGGUUCCUCCGUGUACUGUGACGAAGCUGACCUAGAAAGCAUCCCUCCUCUUCCCAAGACCACCGCUUACCUGUACGCCCGCUUCAACCGCAUCCGCCAGAUCCGAGCCAGAGACUUCGAAGGGCUGACAAAACUGAAGAGGAUUGACCUUUCCAGCAAUUCCAUCUCCUCCAUUGACGAUGACGCCCUCCGCCUGCUGCAUGUUCUGCGGGAGCUGAUCCUCCCCGAGAACCAGCUGACGGCCCUGCCUGUGCUGCCCCCCGCCAUCGAGGUCCUGGACGUCCGCCUGAACCGGCUCCAGAGCUCAGGGAUACAGCCUGGAGCCUUCAGGGCGCUAGAGAAACUGCAGUCCCUCUACCUGGCUGACAACCUUCUGGACUCCAUCCCCGGGCCUCUGCCCGCCAGCCUGCGCUCGCUGCACCUGCAGAAUAACAUGAUAGAGACCAUGCAGAGUGAUGCUUUCUGCGACACCGAGGAGCACAAACACAGCCGGAGGCGGCUGGAAGACAUCCGCCUGGACGGCAAUCCCAUCAACCUGGGCCUCUUCCCCAGCGCCUACUUCUGCCUGCCUCGGCUGCCCACCGGCCGCUGCUGCUAGCUCGCCUGCUCCCUGCUGCCCUGGGCCCUCGCUGCCUCCCAGGGGCGCGGCUGCCUUUGCACGUGGCUUUUCGUUCAGUCCCGAAUCAACCCCCAGAUUCAAUUGCAGAACUCACCCCUACCCCCUCUGCCGCCUUCUACAUGCACGUGUGUGCGCACACACACACACACGCAAGCACACUGACACACAGAGACAUGC
Molecule: messenger RNA, 1960 nt
Organism: Ailuropoda melanoleuca (giant panda)
Lineage: Eukaryota; Metazoa; Chordata; Mammalia; Carnivora; Ursidae
Gene: OPTC
Product: opticin
Exons: 7
Coding region: 779-1762 (327 amino acids)
Biological process (GO): collagen fibril organization; bone development; articular cartilage development
Cellular component (GO): extracellular matrix
Molecular function (GO): protein binding
Source: RefSeq, a predicted model, not a curated record